Molecule: messenger RNA, 3652 nt
Organism: Branchiostoma belcheri (Belcher's lancelet)
Lineage: Eukaryota; Metazoa; Chordata; Leptocardii; Amphioxiformes; Branchiostomatidae
Product: casein kinase II subunit alpha
Exons: 13
Coding region: 519-1706 (395 amino acids)
Biological process (GO): protein phosphorylation
Cellular component (GO): cytosol; nucleus; protein kinase CK2 complex
Molecular function (GO): ATP binding; protein serine/threonine kinase activity
Source: RefSeq, a predicted model, not a curated record
UUGCCUUGAGGGGGGCUCUCAAUAGUGCCGAAUUGCUAGGUAAUCUUCCGGCGAGGUCGACGGUGCGGCGGGCUCGCGAAGGCGGCCAUCUUUUGUGGGGUGUUUAAUCGUAAGGCACCAUUGUUUUAGGGCAAAAAUCUCAUCUUUUGCGACUUUCUGUGGGAUCUUAUGCACCCUGGUGGUUAGAAAAUGUACUGACGCGUACGUUUGACCGAACUUUGGUGCGUAGCAAGCGACGAAAGCGAAUUUCUGAGGGACUGAAUUGUGUCGGCAGUCAAGCCUGUAUCCGCCGUACCAAGCAAGAAAGAACAAGGAAUGUGCAUAGUUCAUGCGUUCAGACCGAAAUUGCCUUCAUUUUUAGGUUUCCUCGGUACCUCUAGGACAAGAUUUGGGUGUCAUCUCGUCUUGCAGUUCGAGCGUCACUCUGCUGCGGGAGGUUGAAGAGCAAGUGGUUACUGGGACACCAAAAAAGGCCAACAACUGUGGCUGAUUUUGUUCUGUUGAGGGAAGGUUCCAAUAUGGCUGUCCCUAGUCGCGCGCGCGUCUACGCAGAUGUGAACACACACAGGCCGAGGGAGUACUGGGACUACGAGUCUCAUGUCAUUGAGUGGGGACAACAGGAUGACUAUCAGAUUGUGCGCAAACUGGGCAGAGGCAAGUACAGUGAGGUGUUUGAGGGGAUCAACAUAACUAACAACGAAAAGUGUGUCAUCAAAAUCCUCAAGCCAGUCAAGAAAAAGAAGAUCAAGAGGGAAAUCAAAAUCCUGGAGAACCUCCGAGGAGGAACAAACAUCAUUACCCUGCUAGCUGUAGUUAAAGACCCAGUGUCGAGAACGCCAGCAUUAAUAUUUGAGUAUGUUAAUAACACAGACUUUAGGCAAUUAUACCAAACAUUAACCGACUACGACAUCAGAUACUACUUGUAUGAGCUCCUGAAGGCCCUGGACUACUGUCACAGCAUGGGCAUCAUGCACAGAGAUGUCAAACCUCACAACGUCAUGAUAGAUCACGAAAACAGAAAGCUGCGGCUGAUUGACUGGGGCCUGGCUGAGUUCUACCACCCAGGACAGGAGUACAACGUGAGAGUAGCCUCCCGCUACUUCAAGGGCCCCGAACUGUUGGUGGACUACCAGCAAUACGACUACUCGCUGGACAUGUGGAGUCUAGGAUGUAUGCUGGCCAGUAUGAUUUUCCGGAAGGAGCCAUUCUUCCACGGACAUGACAACUAUGAUCAGUUGGUCCGCAUUGCCAAAGUUCUUGGAACAGAAGAUCUAUACAAGUAUCUGGACAAGUAUCAGAUAGACCUAGACCCCAGGUUCAAUGACAUUCUUGGAAGACAUUCUAAAAAGCGGUGGGAGAGGUUUGUGCACAGUGAGAACCAGCACCUGGUCAGCCCCGAGGCGCUGGACUUCCUGGACAAACUCCUGCGCUACGACCACCAGGAGAGACUAACGGCACGGGAGGCCAUGGAGCAUCCCUACUUCUACCCAGUAGUGAAGGAGCAGGGCCGCAUGCAAUCGUCCAGCCUGGCAGUCAGUUCCCCCACUCCAAAUGCCUCACAGAUGGUGCCAGGAGGCAACUCGUCCUAUCCAGGCGUGGCUGCCACCAACUCCAUGCUGAUUCCGGGCUCCCCCGUGAUCUCGUCCGCGCCGCUGAGCAACUCUGUGCCCCCCGUUGUCACAUCCCCAACACCCACCCAACCAUAGACAGAGAGCAAGUAUGCUAAGCUGGCCCAUCCUGGAGUGAGAUUGGUAACCUAACCGACCCUCUGUCGACGCUCUUUUCUACUGCCAAGUCUGCUCCCAACGAGUUGUUGUUGUUGGAACCACUGUCCAUGCGGGAGGAGUUGUUUGGUUACAGCUGGUUCCGUGCACGAUGUGUUGAAGAAAAAAAAGAAGAGAACUUCCAGAGGAAUUAAAAAAUAACCUCACUUCUUAGAUGAGACAGCCGCAUGCCAGAAAAUAACACGAAAACACAAAAAACAAAUACAAAAUUUCAACCACCCAUUCAAUGCUUGCAAAUCAAUUCAAUUCAAUUCUACCUUGCUUGUUAUACGUACGGGCGACUUUUUUUCUGCGUCGCCUUCUUAUGAUGUACCUACAAGUCACGAGAAAAAAAAAAUUAAGGAUCAAUUCAUCUGUUGUGGGAACUAGCCCUAAAGGUACUGUACAUAUGUGUGCUACAGGAGUAACCUGUAUACGGCUGGGAUGAACAAUAUUGAUACCAGAAACCCAUGUCAUAGCCCAAUAAAAGAUUCUUCUGUAUACUCUUAUGUUAAUAUGAGAAGUUCUGGCCCUGCUUGAGGGUUAGCAAGCCUUGCAGCAUGUGUCUGUCUGCGUAGCCACAGAUUGUAACUGUUUGCUUUUGUGUUAGAUGAAGAGAAGUGUAGGUGGCCAGUAGCUUUGCCAGCCAGACCUAACGUUUCAGGCCUCUUCAUGUUUAUCAUUUUGGUGCUCGGAGAUUAUACGUAGAUGUACUUGGGACUGGAUUAAAGUGAAGAUGUGCUACUACCACAGAGACUGAACAAUAUUGAUCCAAGUACUGCGGUGGUAGGAAAAAGAAAGUGUGACAUGCAUGAUGGUGGACAAGUUGUUGUUUUUAGGUCCAGUUCCUUGCAUGUGAAAAAGUACAAUGCAAGCUUUGCUUUGCUAACAGAUAGAAAUGAGUUUGUGUUGUCUGCCCUACCAUAGUAAUUGCCUAGCAUUUGUAUUACUAUUAGCACCAUCCUUGUGGGCUUAUGUUAUUGUUUUGUAUUAUCAUUAGUGUGUGCAACGGGUGAUAAUUCCUCUACUUUUGUUGUAUCGCAUCUGGCUGUUUAACUACGCUCCUGUGUAGGUAGCAAUCCGUUCAAUCCUAGGUGUUCUUUUACUGAUAACAAGAUGGCUGUGGGUAGUUGUAGAUGCUAAGUUGUCUAACCUGCGCUCUUAAACUGGCCUCUUAGCGGUUGUGAAUUCUCCGCUCAAUUUGCAGCCCCAAGCAUUAAGGUAUCGCUGUUUCGGUUGUUAGUCAUAAUCCUUUUUUUUGGUUUCUUUCGGGGGAUGGAAGUACGAAAAAAAAAGUACCAGGCCUCCACCAAAGCUCUGAGAACCUACUGUUAAAAUCCAGUGCUUUACUGUUGUCAAACUAUGCAUUCAGUUCAAUUGUCAGGCUUCUGGACACUUAGUUGUGUAAAGUAAUGUCUUAUUUAUGGGCCUUGAUGGAGCAUACUGUGAAAGCAGUCUGGCUUUAACUGUAGUUUGUUACAAGUGCACAGACUGUUUAAAAUGUAAAAAUGACACGCCAACACAAAAUUGUCUCAACAUUAAAAUUGACUGUCCAGUUUUCCACAUAUUGACUACAUCUGCUGAAGGAAGCAAAUGCCCAAGCUAUAGCUGUUCACAAACUGCUAAAUUUAAAAUUUGUGCAUUCAAAAAUUUGAAAGGACUAAUGCAAGAUUACAGAGACGGUUGCUUUCUUAUGUUUUUCGUUCUCUCCCCCACAAAUUUCUCCACUACUUUUCACCGUUUGUAAUGUAAGGUUUUCUGUACAGUGGAUUAACCAGAACUGUGUCACAGCUGCAAGACCUGCAUGGUGGGAUGUUUUCUCAUUACUACAUGUACCUUAAGUUUCUUGUAUUAAGUGCAAGAAGAAAUUAAAAGUCAAAAGACCUGUA